Molecule: messenger RNA, 2139 nt
Organism: Lates calcarifer (barramundi perch)
Lineage: Eukaryota; Metazoa; Chordata; Actinopteri; Centropomidae
Gene: vegfc
Product: vascular endothelial growth factor c
Exons: 8
Coding region: 358-1599 (413 amino acids)
Biological process (GO): positive regulation of angiogenesis; positive regulation of protein phosphorylation; vascular endothelial growth factor signaling pathway
Cellular component (GO): membrane
Molecular function (GO): vascular endothelial growth factor receptor 3 binding; chemoattractant activity; growth factor activity
Source: RefSeq, a predicted model, not a curated record
UAACGGUUCGAAUUGACGCAACGGACUCCCCUGACCGGAUUUAUCUGUUUCCAUAUGACCGGGCUUACUUUCACAGCGGGGUUCAUACUGGAAUACUGGACCUUGACAGAAAGACAAAGAAGAGAGAGAGAGAGAGAGAGAGAGAGAGAGAGAGAGACUUAAUGAAAUAGCGUUAUCAGCGGCAGAAGAAGAGGAGAGCGCAGGCACCGGGGAGUUUUUUUUUUAAAUACCCAUUUGUAUGGUUCUCGGAUCAUAAGCACUUGAGGACUAGAAACAUGCACCUACUGGGAAUAUCUCUUUUAUUGGCAUAUCUUCUCUACACCAACCUCGCCAGCGACUUCAGCCACAGCGACUAUCAUGAUUACUACGAGCAGGAGCAGACGGACGAGUCGGCCCUCACUGAAUACCUUGAAGGCCCAGAGUGUUCCCCACUGGUUCCCCAAACAGGACUCUCAACCUAAGCCAGACAUGGAGCAGAAGCUGCGUUCGGCCUCCAGUGUUGAUGAACUAAUGAGUCUCAUCUAUCCUUCAUACUGGGCUGCACUGAAGUGCAGAUCCAAACUUUCUGCUGCCGCUGCCUCUUCAGCCUCCAAACUCUCUCAGAGGCCACAGCCUCGCCGACUGAGGCCGCUGGCUGAUACAGAAGAACCAACAUUUGCUGCUGCCUACCUCAACUUGGACAUCUUGAAAAGUAUAGAGUCAGAGUGGAGGAAGACUCAGUGCAUGCCCAGGGAAGUGUGUGUCGACGUGGGCAGGGAGUUUGGAGCUCCAACCAACAUCUUCUAUAAACCACCCUGUGUGUCCGUCUACAGAUGUGGAGGAUGCUGCCACUCUGAGGACAAACAAUGCAGGAAUAUCUCCACUGGUUACCUCAGCAAAACUCUGUUUGAGAUCACGGUGCCCAUCACCCAAGGCACCAGGCCAGUGACCAUCAGCGUGGCCAACCACACCCAGUGCACCUGUCUGUCCAAACUGGACGUCUACAAGCAAGUUCACAGCAUCAUCAGGAGAGCCCUGCCCGAGUGUCCAACAGCCAACAGGACAUGUCCCCCUGGUCAGACUUGGAGCAACAGGCUGUGUUGGUGUGUCAGCAUGGCCACCAAUAUCCACUACAACACCCCUCCACCACCACUGCCCCCCCCAAGGUCCUCCCAACAGCACCUUGACAUAUUUUCAGCAGAUGUGUGUGGCCCAGACAAGGAACUGGAUGUGGAAACGUGUCAGUGUGUGUGUCAGCGCCGGCAUCAAACCCAAGACUGUGGCCCUAACCGACAUCUCGACCGCAAUACCUGUCAGUGUGUUUGCAACGUCCCACCUGCGCCCACCUGCCCGCUCAACCACGUCUUCAACAAGGACACCUGCCAGUGUACAUGCAUCAAGACAUGUCCGCGGCACCAGCCCCUCAAUAAAACAAAGUGUUCCUGUGAAUGUAAUGAGUCACCCAAUAAGUGUUUCCUAAAGGGACGGAGGUUCCAUCAAGCUACAUGCAGUUGUCUCAGGCCUCCCUGCGAGGUCAGGAGGCGAAGGUGUGAGUCAGGUUUCUUUUUCAGUGAGGAAGUGUGUCGCUGUGUACCGUCCCACUGGAGACGGCUGGACUAACCGCUGGCUAAUGAGACACUAAUGAGAUGCUAAUGAGCAGAUAAUAAACUCAACAAGUAGAAUUCAUCACCCAUUCCCCUGUAGACUUGUGGUCAUGAGUAUCCCCAUCAGCUGUGAUGGCAGCUAAGUGUGUGGACCCUGAUGAAUGUGGGAACCUUAGAGAUUUGAGUGCAGAUAUGGGAAACUGGUUAUUUGAAGGUGAGAAAUGCACUGACUUGCCUGUGAGGAUAUUUUAAUAAGAGAGUGACUGAUUGGAGCCUAGGAAUUGAAGGAAGGACUGAAAGAGAGUCAACACUCGUCACUUGUUUUAAAAUGUUGAAUAAUUUGUUUUAAAAUAUUGUGUGUGUGUGGGGGGUUGUAUUAAUUAUGUCUCCGUAUUCUUAUGUCAGAUAUUAAUUAUAUAAUUUAUUAAAUGUUAUUUUUCAACCUAUGUUUAUUGCUAUUUCAAUCUUUUCCAAGAAAAUACACUGUGAUCAGUAUUUUUGUAUCAUGUGAAGUAUAUGUGUAAAAUAAAGUAUACUGGAUGUUGAGUAUUAAUAA